AUGGCUCCUUCCCUCAAUCUCAGUGCAACUUUAAACAUCACCAGAUUAUUAUACAAUCCCGGCUUAUGCCUCCCUCACAUAACUUUCAAAUCAUUUGACCAAUUGGCUCUUCCAUUUCAAAUACCUACGCAUCCAGAUGUCAAGAUAAAGGGAGUUGUAUUGGACAAAGAUAAUUGCUUCGCAAAGGACCACGAUGACAAGGUGUGGCCAGACUACGAUGCAACGUGGCUGAAACUCAAGUCACUUUAUCCACGUGAGCAUAUACUCAUUGUCAGCAAUUCUGCUGGGACCGACGAUGAUAAAAAUCAUGCGCAAGCAAAGACUUUGGAAGAGAAUACAGGUGUCAGUGUACUUCGUCAUUCCGUAAAAAAACCCGGUUGUUUGGAUGAAAUCAAACACUAUUUUGCCGACCAAAACAUCAAACCCAAUGAAGUGGUUGUUGUUGGUGACCGAUUAUUCACUGACAUGGUGAUGGCCAAUAUGAUGGGAAGUUGGGGUUGUUGGAUAAGCGAAGGUGUACAAUGGAGUAACAAAGUGUUUCCUAAAUUAGAGAGGGACUUGUAUCAGAAAUUGGUGCUAAGUAGAAAGGAUAAUCCCUGGACGCCACCAAUUCCUCAAACUACAGACCAACCUCAAUCAAACCUAUAA
This is a messenger RNA of Lodderomyces parapsilosis, 648 nucleotides long. Its product is annotated as phosphatidylglycerophosphatase. Gene Ontology annotation, biological process: cardiolipin biosynthetic process. Gene Ontology annotation, cellular component: mitochondrion. Bases 1 to 648 code for a protein of 215 amino acids. The record is from RefSeq and is a predicted model, not a curated record. The transcript is spliced from 2 exons. Lineage: Eukaryota; Fungi; Ascomycota; Pichiomycetes; Serinales; Debaryomycetaceae. Gene Ontology annotation, molecular function: phosphatidylglycerophosphatase activity.